AUGAGGACGAAGGACCGGCCUGGUGCAGACCCGGCCCAGCGCCAGGCGCCGGGCGGCCGCUGUGUGCCCAAUGGUGGUGCAGCGCGUCCGUGGGCUGCCGCGCUCCCCCGCGGGCCUCACCUAGCAGGCGCUGUGAUUGUGCUGUCUGCGGAGCGCGAGCUGCCGCGGGAAAGAAGGCUUCGGGGCGCGACCCCAGAACCCGUUUCCUGCUCUAUAAAACAAGACGAGAACAAUGACGCUUACCUUGAAGUGGCUGGGAGGAGCAGCCACACGGUGGUGAAACUUGCUCCUGCUGCUGGUUCUGCCCCAGCUGCAGCAGAGGAGAAGAAAGACGAGAAGAAGGAGGAGUCCAGAGAGUCGGAUGAUGACAUGGGAUUUGGCUUGUUUGAUUAA
This is a messenger RNA of Microtus ochrogaster (prairie vole), 393 nucleotides long. Its product is annotated as 60S acidic ribosomal protein P2-like. The record is from RefSeq and is a predicted model, not a curated record. NCBI's taxonomy places the organism in Eukaryota, Metazoa, Chordata, Mammalia, Rodentia, Cricetidae. Bases 1 to 393 code for a protein of 130 amino acids. The transcript is spliced from 3 exons.